This is a messenger RNA of Microtus ochrogaster (prairie vole), 9122 nucleotides long. RefSeq names its product plexin B2 (gene Plxnb2). The record is from RefSeq and is a predicted model, not a curated record. NCBI's taxonomy places the organism in Eukaryota, Metazoa, Chordata, Mammalia, Rodentia, Cricetidae. Gene Ontology annotation, cellular component: plasma membrane; semaphorin receptor complex. Bases 3263 to 8782 code for a protein of 1839 amino acids. The transcript has 38 exons. Gene Ontology annotation, molecular function: protein binding; semaphorin receptor activity. Gene Ontology annotation, biological process: negative regulation of cell adhesion; regulation of GTPase activity; regulation of cell shape.
ACUCAGGUUAGCACAUCUGCCUUUCCCUGGAGCCCCACCCCUGCUCCGGGUCAGGUGGCAUAGUUUCCUUAGGGCUGGCUUUUCCCCUGAGGAGUCUGGGCGGAUAUCCCCGUGGUCUGGCCUGAGGCUGCUGGAAGGCAAGGUCGUGCUUGGUUAGCUGACCCCCGGUAAGGGGGCCGAGCCCGGGGAACUGACCCUGGGAAGGGGCGGAGCUACAGACAGUGGGGCGGAGCCGCGCAUUGCUUUCCUUCCAAGGCUGGGGAGGGCUUAGGUAGGUAAUGGCCGGUUCUGCUUUCGGCUGUUUCUGACACCAGAUUAGCACUGCAAGGAUAUGGCUCUUGACUUUUGACGAUUGCCUCUGCUGCCAUUGUCACCCGAGGUUUGGCUCCCACCUGCCCAUCGCCUUGUGAGUUUCCCCGACCUGGUGAGGCUGGCGCCAAAAGCGCAGUCCACGUGUUCCCUCUAGAUGUGCGCUGGGGUGCGGGGCCAAAAUUUGGAAACGAUCCUGAUUAGAACGUGGGGGUCUGAUCCCUGGGUUCUAGGACCGUGGGCGUGGCCAGGUCCCUGGGGGAGCUUUGGCCGCGCGUCCUCGCCCACAUCUGGGGUCCGCCUCCAGUGCAGUUCCCAGGUAACCGUCUUGUGAUCCCCGAGGAGUCUGGCGGAAACGGCGCUGGGGGAGGGGCCCUGACACCUGGGCCUGCCUAUGAGGAAUGAGGCCAGGGCUGGCUCCGGGGUGCAGGGAUCGACUCAACCUCUCGGACUGUACUCUGACCAGGUUGUCAGGUGGGUGGAGCCGGGUACUCGGGCACAAACCGCGCCCCCCCCCUUCCGGGGUCUUCGACGCGAUCCUGUUGUCGGUUUCGGGUGCAAUACCAAGUCUGUGGCUGCGAUGCUCCUAGAGGCGUCGAGCUCCGCGCAGACCCUUGUCGCAGCCCCUCCCUCAGGCUUGUUUUGAAAACAGCCGAGGCUUGGAUUUGCGGGCGCCGCGGCCUGUUUUGUCUCUCCUGAUUUGUUUAACGCUCGCAGCUAAUUGCAGAUUUUCGUAGCUUUCUGAGAGCGGACGCCCCGCCUCAUGGCUGCCAGCUGCGGCGGGGGAAGGGCAGCUUCGGUUUCUCUGUGGCCCUGCGCCCCUAGAGUGUGGUCCGCUGUUUAGGCGUCCCUAUCCUGUCCUGGGGGUGGGGCAGUUCCCACUCUCCUUGAUAGAAUCCUGGCUUUAGCGGGAUCGUUCCCGUCUCCCUACCAGUUCCUGAUGUCCCUUGUUUGCUGUCUUGGUCUCUGGGGGAGAUCCAAGCUCUGCUCUUCGGUUGGGCCACACUUCCACAACGUUGAUUUGAUCUGAGCCUCAAAAAGCCACUCAUACUAAGAAACGAACCCCAACUCUAUCUAACCCUACCCUGCGAGGCUGUUCUAGAGUAAGGGAACUCAACUGGUUGUGUCGUGCCCGCACCCCCCCCCCCCCGCGCGCCAUGGAAUUGGCAUCAAGAGAGGCCUUGAGAAGAGGAACCCAAAGCGGGAAGCCUCAGAGCAUCCAGCUGACGAGGGGCUUUUGUUGCUUCCCAAACAGUCCAGGAUGUGCUCGCCCUCAGAAUUCUGGCUGAGGAGAGGCUGUUAAGUUCCAGACCUGGGAGCUGGCACUGGCUGCGUGUGCUCUUAUCCCUCAACACUGUAUUCCCACUGGUUCUCCCCGCCCCCCACCUCUUCCCUGUGUCAGACCUGGCCUACAGAGGGCUCCCUGGUAAGAUCCUAGAGGAUGACUGUUGUCAGGGUGCUGGAGGAUAAAUAGUUGGCCAGCUCUCUGAAGUGGAUAUUAUUAUUAUACCCAACCUACAUACGGGGAAACUGCACAGAGCAGCUUUGUAAUGUCUAUGUAACUAUGCCAGAAGGAGGCAGCUAGAUCUGAACCGGAGUGAUCUUGAAGUCUCACAGUGCUGUGGCAGAGUUCUUUGUCUCGGCUGUUGGGGAGAGAGCAAUCCUGGGAGACAGAGGUGACUGUUGGGAGCAUCAGCCCAGGAUUUGGUGACCUAGAGGGUAUUAGUGAUGUUAGUUUUAUAUCUAAGAAGUGUUAGCUCAGAGGGUCCUGAUUCAGAAGGAGAUAAGCUGGUCUGCCUUCAGUGGAGUCUGUGUGAGGGCCCUCAUCGGUCAGUGUGUGGUUCAUCAGACCCUUCUGAAGUAUGUAUGACAGAGUUGCUUAGAAGAGGUUAUCUUCCCUUGGCCUUGCCUUUCGGAGACACCCCACCCCCACCCCAAAUGGAGAGCUGGAACCUAGGUGGUCUGCUGUGAGAAUUCUAAAGCUAGAGGAGGCCGACAGGCAAGGGCCAGAGAAAACUAGAGCUGCCCCCAGGCGCAGAGAGGCUGCAGGUGGCAGGUCUGCACGAAAGAGUGACACAAGGCUUCUGCUAGCUGCAGUCAAUGCCUCCUGGGGCUGAUACUGUCCUGUGGUUUGGCUGCUGGGUUGAAGAGCAGCUUGUUGGUUCUUGUCACAAAGGCUGUGUUGAGUAUUGGGGACAAAAAGUUGCCCUCUGCCCCUUGCCCGGGUUAUGGGCUGAGGACACUGCCAUGUGGGGGACAUGAUGUCCUGCUUGGACUCACUGUAGAUCCAGGCCUGGGCCAACUGUCUGAGGGUAUGGGCUAGGGGAAUCCUGGAAAACUGCUACACAGGGCAAGUGAGAAUCUUGGUGGGUUUGGAGGUGGACAUUGCCUACAAGUGUAGCCAGCUGGGCCAGCAAGGCUAAGGACAGGCUUGUGGUGUCUGAACUAUGGUUGGUUGUAUCUUCCUCCUUGCCCCUAAAGGUCCCAAAGUCUACAGGUUGGGUUGAGGGCUUUGAAAACCCAGGAGGUAGCACACUGAAGAAUAUGGUUAUAUGGGAUCUUGGUAGGUUGAUGUAGACCCUUUGCCAUGCAUUUUCUCUGGAGUAUCCUCUGGCUGGCAGCUGGGUGAGCUGCCAAAUUGUUCCCUCCAAUAAACCUGCUAAGAGGUAAGUACCCUUGGUUUGUACUUCCCUUUGGGCCUACAGGGACUGUUUCCAGGGGAAGAAUACAAUAGAAGAGCCGUUGAAUGCUAUAGUGUAACACUCUCAGGCUUUCCUCAGAUGAAUUCAUUUAAUCUUUAUAAUGCCUAGGGUUAAUUUACUAUUACUGUGUACAUUUUGCAGAUGGGGAAAUGAGGCACAGAGAAGUUAACUUGCCCAAGGUCACACAGCUAAGUCCUGAUGCCAGCCUACAACAGAGACUGAGACCACUGGAGCCUUGAGUUCUGGGGGCAAUGGCUAUGUCACUCUGGGCCCUGACCUUCCUGGGUCUGAUGGGCCUAGGGUUGAGCCAACGGUCCCGCAAGCCGGAGAGUUUUCGCAGUGACACAGAGCUGAACCACCUGGUUGUGGAUGAGGCCUCAGGUGUGGUAUAUGUUGGGGCGGUGAACGCACUCUACCAGCUGAGUGCUGACCUGCAUCUCCAGCAGCAUGUGGUCACAGGCCCCGCCAUGGAUAACAAGAAGUGCACACCACCCAUUGAGGCUAGCCAGUGCCAUGAAGCAGUGCUCACUGACAACGUCAACCAGUUGCUGCUGCUUGACCCGCCCGGGAAACGCCUGGUCGAGUGUGGCAGCCUUUUCAAGGGCAUCUGUGCUCUGCGUGCCCUGAGCAAUAUCUCGGUGCGCCUCUUCUAUGAGGAUGGCAGCGGUGAGAAGUCCUUUGUAGCCAGCAAUGAUGAGAGAGUGGCCACAGUGGGGCUGGUGAGCUCCACAAGCCCUGAUGGUGAUCGAGUGCUGUUUGUGGGCAAAGGCAAUGGGCCCCAUGACAAUGGCAUCAUCGUGAGCACCCGCCUGCUGGACAGGGUUGAGGGCCGGGAGGCCUUUGAGGCCUACUCAGACCAUACCACCUUCAAGGCUGGCUACCUGUCUACUAACACUCAGCAGUUUGUUGCAGCGUUUGAGGAUGGCAUCUAUGUUUUCUUCAUCUUCAACCAGCAAGACAAGCACCCUGCCAGGAACCGCACACUGCUGGCACGCAUGUGCAAAGAUGACCCCUCUUACUAUUCCUACGUAGAGAUGGACCUGCAGUGUCAGGAUCCCAGUGACUCCGAAGGCUCUUUCUUUGGUACCUGCCUAGCAGCUUCUGUAGCUGGCAGAGUACUCUAUGCUGUCUUCAGCAGAGAUGGCCGGAGCAGUGGGGGGCCUGGUGCAGGCCUCUGUGUUUUUCCACUAGAUAACAUCAAUGAGAAGAUGGAAAACAACCGUGAUGCCUGCUACACAGUUACCCGAGACACAAGCCGUGAUGAUGCCUUCUACAAACCCUUCCACGGAGACAUCCAGUGUGGUGGCCAUGCGGCAGGUGCCAGCAAGAGCUUCCAGUGUGGCUCGGAGCACCUGCCCUAUCCACUGGGCAGUCGUAAUGGACUCGUCACCACAGCUCUGCUGUACCGUGGGGGCCUGAAUCUGACAGCAGUGACGGUAACUGCCGAGAAUGGCCAUAUUGUCGCCUUCCUGGGCACCUCAGAUGGCCGGAUCCUUAAGGUGUACCUUGCCCCGGAUGGCACUUCUGCCGAGUAUGGCUCUAUCCCGGUAGACAUCAACAAGAAAAUCAAGCAGGACCUGGCGCUGUCUGGAAACCUGUCCAGUCUGUAUGCUAUGACCCAGGACAAGGUGUUCAGGCUCCCAGUGCAAGAAUGUCAGAGCUAUCAAACCUGUGCUCAGUGUCGUGACUCCCAAGAUCCCUACUGUGGCUGGUGUGUCGUCGAGGGACGAUGCACCAGGAAGGCCGAGUGCACGCGGGCAGAGGAAAAUGGCCACUGGCUGUGGAGCCGGGACAAGUCCUGUGUGGCCAUCACUGAUGCUAACCCACAGAACAUGAGCCGGCGGGCCCCAGGGAAGGUACAGCUGUCUGUCAACCCCCUACCCACCCUGACUGAGGAGGAUGAGUUGCUCUGCCUCUUUGGUGAAUCACCACCACGCCCUGCCAGGGUAGAAGGGGACGCCAUCACCUGUGACCCUCCGAGCAGCAUCCCUAGCACGCCACCCGGCCAAGACCAUGUGGCUGUGAGCAUCCAGCUCCUCUUCAAACAUGACAAUGUCUUCCUCACCUCCCACCAGUAUCCUUUCUAUGACUGCAGAGAGGCUAUGAGCCUGGUGGAGAACCUGCCGUGCAUCUCUUGUGCUAGCAACCGCUGGAUGUGCCAGUGGGACCUGAUGUAUCACGAGUGUCGGGAGGCCUCACCCAACCCAGAAGAUGGAAUCAUACGUGCCCACAUGGAGGAAAACUGCCCCCAGUUCCUGGCCCCUAGCCCUUCAGUCAUCCCCAUGAAUUAUGAGACAGAAGUGACCUUCCAGGGCAAGAACUUGGAUCCUGAGAAGGUCUCUUCCCUCUGUGUGGGCAGUGACCUUCUGAAGUUCGAGGCAACUGUGACUAUACAGAAGUCAGGGGACUUCUCUUUUAAGACCCCAAAGCUAUCCCAUGACGCUAACGAAACGCUGCCUCUUCACCUGUAUGUUAAGUCCUUUGACAAGAAAAUUGACAGCAAGCUACAAGUGACACUCUACAAUUGCUCCUUUGGCCGCAGUGACUGUAGCCUGUGUCUGGCUGCCGAUCCUGCCUACAGGUGUGUGUGGUGUGGUGGGCAGAACAGGUGUGUGUAUGAGGCUCUGUGCAACAAUGUUACUUCUGAAUGCCCGCCACCAGUCAUUACCAGGAUCCAGCCUGAGACAGGCCCGCUGGGUGGGGGCAUCCGCGUCACUAUCCAUGGGUCCAAUUUGGGUAUCACAGCAGAUGAUGUCAAGAAGAUCACUGUGGCUGGCCAAAACUGUGCCUUCGAACCCAAGUGGUACUCUGUAUCUACCCGGAUUGUGUGUGCAAUCAAGGCUGCGGAGAUGCCUUUCACAGGAGGGAUUGAGGUGGAUGUUAAUGGAAAGCUCGGCCAUUCACCGCCACACGUCCAGUUCACUUAUCAACAACCCCAACCUCUCAGUGUGGAGCCACGACAAGGGCCACAGGCAGGUGGUACCACAUUGACCAUCAAUGGCACUGACCUGGACACAGGCUCCAAGGAGGAUGUGCGGGUGACCCUCAAUGAUGUCCCUUGUGAAGUGACAAAGUUUGGGGCUCAGCUGCAAUGCAUCACGGGUCCACAGUUGGCUCCAGGCCACGCAGUACUAGAAAUUUCCUACGGGGACUCCCGAGUGCCCAGCUCCGGCGUCUCUUUCACCUACUGUGAGAACCCCGUGUUACGAGCCUUUGAGCCACUGAGAAGCUUUGUCAGUGGUGGCCGAAGCAUCAGUGUUACUGGCCAGGGCUUCAGCCUCAUCCAGAAGUUUGCCAUGGUUGUCAUUGCUGAGCCCUUGAGGUCCUGGAGGCGGCGGCGGCGGGAGGCUGGAUCCCUGGAGCCCAUGACGGUCAUGGGCACUGAGUACGUGUUCUACAAUGACACCAAGGUCGUUUUCUUGUCACCUGCUGUCCCUGAAGAACCUGAGGCUUACAACCUCACCGCAUUGAUACAGAUGGAUGGUCAUCGUGCCCUGCUUAGGACUGAAGCUGGUGCCUUCGAGUAUGUGGCUGAUCCUACCUUUGAGAACUUCACAGGUGGUGUCAAGAAGCAGGUCAACAAGCUCAUCCACGCCCGGGGAACCAAUCUGAACAAGGCCAUGACGCUGGAGGAGGCUGAGGCAUUUGUGGGUGCUGAGCGUUGCAUUAUGAAGACACUGACUGAGACUGACCUAUACUGUGAACCCCCAGAGGUGCAGCCCCCACCCAAGCGACGGCAGAAGCGAGACACAACACACAACCUACCUGAGUUCAUUGUGAAGUUUGGCUCUCGAGAGUGGGUGCUAGGCCGGGUGGAGUAUGACACACGUGUGAGUGACGUGCCGCUCAGUCUCAUCCUGCCUCUGGUCAUGGUGCCCAUGGUGUUUAUCAUUGCCGUAUCCAUCUACUGCUACUGGAGGAAGAGCCAGCAGGCUGAGCGUGAGUAUGAGAAGAUUAAAUCCCAGCUGGAAGGCUUGGAGGAGAGCGUGCGUGACCGCUGCAAGAAGGAGUUCACAGACCUGAUGAUUGAGAUGGAGGACCAGACGAAUGAUGUGCAUGAGGCGGGCAUCCCCACGCUCGACUAUAAGACCUACACCGACCGCGUCUUCUUCCUGCCCUCCAAGGACGGGGACAAGGAUGUCAUGAUCACUGGCAAGCUAGACAUCCCUGAGUCACGGCGGCCCAUUGUGGAGCAGGCCCUUUACCAGUUUUCCAACCUGCUUAAUAGCAAAUCCUUCCUCAUCAAUUUCAUCCACACCCUAGAGAACCAGCGUGAGUUCUCAGCUCGUGCCAAGGUCUACUUCGCAUCGCUGCUGACAGUGGCCCUGCAUGGGAAGCUGGAGUACUACACAGACAUCAUGCGCACGCUCUUCCUGGAACUCAUGGAGCAGUAUGUGGUGGCCAAGAACCCCAAGCUGAUGCUGCGAAGAUCUGAGACAGUGGUGGAGAGGAUGCUGUCCAAUUGGAUGUCCAUCUGUCUGUACCAGUACCUCAAGGAUAGCGCAGGUGAGCCCCUGUACAAGCUCUUCAAGGCCAUCAAACACCAGGUGGAAAAGGGGCCAGUGGACGCUGUGCAGAAGAAGGCCAAGUACACCCUAAACGACACAGGGCUGCUUGGGGAUGAUGUCGAAUAUGCCCCUCUGACGGUGAGUGUGAUCGUUCAGGAUGAAGGCAUUGAGGCCAUCCCAGUUAAGGUCCUCAACUGCGACACCAUAUCUCAGGUCAAAGAGAAGAUCAUUGAUCAGGUGUACCGCACUCAGCCCUGCUCUUGCUGGCCCAAGCCUGAUAGCGUGGUCCUCGAAUGGCGUCCUGGGUCCACAGCCCAGAUUCUGUCUGACUUGGACCUUACCUCUCAGCGGGAAGGCCGGUGGAAACGAAUCAACACCCUUAUGCACUACAACGUCCGGGAUGGAGCCACCCUCAUCCUGUCUAAGGUGGGAGUCUCCCAACAGCCAGAGGACAGCCAACAGGAUCUGCCUGGGGAGCGCCAUGCCCUUCUGGAAGAGGAAAACCGCGUGUGGCACUUGGUGCGGCCAACAGAUGAGGUAGAUGAAGGCAAGUCCAAACGUGGCAGCAUGAAGGAGAAAGAGCGAACCAAGGCCAUCACAGAGAUCUACCUGACACGGCUGCUCUCAGUCAAGGGCACUCUGCAGCAGUUUGUGGACAACUUUUUUCAAAGUGUGCUGGCACCUGGGAAUGCCGUGCCGCCUGCAGUCAAGUACUUCUUUGAUUUCUUGGAUGAGCAGGCAGAGAAGCAUGACAUCCGGGAUGAGGAUACCAUCCAUAUCUGGAAGACCAAUAGUUUACCGCUCCGGUUCUGGGUGAACAUCCUGAAGAACCCUCACUUCAUCUUUGAUGUUCACGUACAUGAAGUGGUAGACGCCUCCCUGUCGGUCAUUGCACAGACCUUCAUGGAUGCCUGUACUCGCACGGAGCACAAGCUGAGCCGUGACUCUCCCAGCAACAAGCUGCUGUACGCAAAGGAGAUCUCUACCUACAAGAAGAUGGUGGAGGACUACUAUAAGAGCAUCCGCCAGAUGGUGCAGGUCAGCGACCAAGACAUGAACACACACUUGGCAGAGAUCUCCCGGGCACACACAGACUCCUUGAACACACUUGUGGCACUGCACCAGCUGUACCAGUACACACAAAAGUACUAUGAUGAGAUCAUCAAUGCUUUGGAGGAGGACCCUGCAGCCCAAAAAAUGCAAUUGGCCUUCCGCCUGCAGCAGAUCGCUGCUGCACUUGAGAACAAGGUUACAGACCUCUGACCUAUCAGUGCUGCCUCAGGAUGCAGAUGGAAGGAGAAGAAAAAGCGGUACGAUGCCUUCCUGACCUCACCUGAGCCUCCCCAAGGGCCGCAGGCACUCCAGGAGGACUUUGAGGGCCAUCACUGGCUCCACCUCUAAGGUCAAGCUGGACGUCAGACGUCGGGGCCCAGGUGGCCAGACGGACCCAGAAAACUGAGGUCCUGGUCUCAGCUGUCAAACAGGCUGUCCUGGAGGCCCUGCCUGGAUCUGGGGAUGCUGGAACAGCAUCUCCCCCAGGAUUACCCACCCCCUUUUUGUAAAUCUUUAUUGUAAAUCCAAUACAGUUGUCUUUUUCACUCUG